Drosophila kikkawai is the source of this 2959-nucleotide messenger RNA. It is a transcript of the gene Son, whose product is annotated as Son RNA binding protein. The record is from RefSeq and is a predicted model, not a curated record. NCBI's taxonomy places the organism in Eukaryota, Metazoa, Arthropoda, Insecta, Diptera, Drosophilidae. Gene Ontology annotation, biological process: regulation of mRNA splicing, via spliceosome; regulation of cell cycle. Gene Ontology annotation, molecular function: RNA binding.
AGUGCCAUCUCUAUUAUUAAACGUUCCUGCAGGCUUGCAAAAACAAAACAGAACGCAAAAAGGGAUUAAUUUGUCUGUUGAGUUGUUCUGUAAGCAUGCAUGGACACUAGGACGAGCGCCGGAUGCCAGUUCCAGCGAAAGCGCGAUGACGGAGAACACAGAAAACGCCGCAGGCGCGGAUAACCCGAAACUAGCGGAGCCAAAUCCACUCACAUGCAGGGAAGUUUCCCAAAUUAAGGUGAAAAGCGAACGGCCGGACGACGAGGUGGAGGCCAAGCUCCGUGCUCUAAAUGCCAAAUUCAAGGCGGAGGCUCUGGCGUCGCAGAGCAAUAGCAAGGACGAGGGUGAUGAGUCGACUGACGGUAGUGACGAUUCCUCCUCCGCUGACGAUAAGAAAGCCAUAGAACCCGUGAAGUCGUCCAAUGAGAUUUUGGCUGAGCUGUUCGGCGUAUUCAACGCUGCUCCUCCAGAGGAACUUCUGGACGACAAGAACCUGCUCAAGAAGAAGAAAAAAGUCAAAAAGGAGAAGAAAGAAAAGAAGGCCAAAAAGAAGAAGUCGCUAAAGUCCGAUGGCGAGUGCAGUGAUUCGGAUGCGGAGGGCAAGCACAAGCACAAACGGAAGAAGCACAAACACAAACACAAAGACGACAAGGAUAAGGAUAAGGAAAAGCUUCGGGAUAAAUCAAGGGAGAAAGCUGCGGCACCUUCGGCUUCCUCCUCAGUGACAGCUGACGCGGCGACGACAGGUAAGGAGAAAGAAAAGUCUGAGAACAGAAAGCGAUCCGCGGUGGAGCCGACCAGCCAUCUAGAUUCGCAUUCCAUUAAACGGGAAAGGCAGGAAAGAGAGCGAGAUCGGCGAGCUGAGAGGGAACAGGAGCGGGAACGGGAACGUGAUCGUGAGCGUCAACGCGAACGGGAACGGGAAAGAGAAAAGGAGCGUGCCCGUUCAAACAACAGCUUCUAUAACGGGCACCAGGAGUCGGACCGCUCCAAAGGAUAUCAAGCCGGCAAAACAAACUCCCGGCAGGAGCGUGACCUUUCCGAUGUUUCGCUCUCCGACGAGGAUACCUACUUGCGCGAAAAAGCGUCCAACGGGCGGCAACGGCCUCAUAACAGCUUCUACGACGGCAAUGAAGAGGCGAAGCCAGAAACGAGGGCGGAGCCCAAAACGGAGAUAAAGCGACAUGGACGUGAAACGGAUCCAAGAAGACGUCGAAGGACCAGGUCUCGAUCCCGGUCCCGAGAUCUUGGAAUCGACAAGAAGCGCUUGCUGGAGAUUGCGCGGAAGAAUGCUAUCAGCAUGUUCAAGCGAGGUACUCUGCCCGGUGUGGCCAACAUGACGCCGGAGGUCAAGGAUAAGGUGCUGGUCAAGAUGCGCUACGGCGGUCGCACGGUUCAAGAUCUGACAGACUUCUGCAAGAAGAUCUCCAAGGGCGACGGUCUUUCAGACUUGAGUUCUGAUGAGGACUCCGAUGUAGACAAGAAUGGCAAUGCGAAGGCUUUUCACCAUCCCUUUCAGCUGAAAGAGCGUGAGCCCAUCGUGAUGCACAUACGGAACUCAACACCCAUCGUUCCGGCAACAUCCCUGCGCGAAGAGCAAACCAAGGCCAUCACCAUGCAGUUUCCAGUGUCCUCCGGCCAGACUCACCGCAUGAACGAGGUGUGGGUACCGGUAGAAAGUAAGGAUAAAGUCAAGGCGCUGCCAGCUUUGCCACCAGCGAAGCAGGCCACCAAUAUGUUCAAGGAAACGCCAAUGAACGUGUUCGCAAAGCCUUUACCGCAGCAGGAUCAACAGGAGCCCGCCUUCAAAUCGGUGGGGGGUGUGCCUUUACCUCCGAGUACAGUUACAAAUGUAAAUCCUGCUCCAGCGGCUCCCAAGCCUGUCCCGCCGCCUGCUGUACAUGCAAAAGAUAUCCUGCCUGCAGUGCCUCUAGCGCCCUUUGUGCCCGAAGUGCCAAUUCCAUCGGCAAAAGAGGAACCGCCGGCGCCCAGCCCUUCCAUCUUUCCGGAAAUUGCGCCGCCCUCCAUGGAUGUCUCGAGUAUUAUCACACAGCGUCUCAGUGCCAUUCGCCGUCUCCAGGACAAUCCUGGCGACUCGGAAGCUCUAAAGAUGAUGUAUCACGCGCAACGUAAUAUGUCGUCGUGGGCCAACUCCAAACACCUGCCCGGACAGUUCACCGGCAGCACAGGUGCCCAGGUGAUGAAGGCCCAUGAGCUGAACAGCGGCCCACAGCUUUGGGUGCGCAAAGACCAACUGACAUCCACAAAACCAGUGACCGGCGGCAUGGGCAUGGCGCUGUUGCAAAAAAUGGGCUGGAAACCGGGCGAGGGACUGGGCAGGUGUAAGACCGGAUCACUGCAACCGUUGCUCCUGGACGUAAAGCUUGACAAGCGCGGUCUGGUGUCGCGUGAGGAUCUUAGGCAACAGCCGGCUAUCCGCCCAAAUGCGGCUCAGCGAAGGAAUAAGAACACAUCGGGGCAUUUUGGGGGAGGAACGGGGCCUCCGGGUGCCGUAGCGCCCGUGGUAGCGCCCUUAGUAACCCAAGACAAGCAUCCUGUAUGUGUUCUCAACGAAUUGUCGUCGAAGAACAAGUGGACGCCGCCGCAGUAUACGCUCCGCCAAGAUACUGGUCCGCCUCAUUGCCGGUUGUUCCUUUUCUCUGUGGAGAUCAAUGGACAGAGUUACACGCCGGAACGGGGAUGCCUUAACAAAAAGGAGGCCAAGCUGAACGCGGCUCAGUUGUGUUUGCGAGCCUUGGGCAUCCUGCCGCCUAGUUAGUGGUGUCAAUCGGUUCAGACUCUAGUAAGUAAUUUGCAACGUUAAACUGUACAUAAAGAUAGCUCUAAAUCUCACUUACCUGCGUAUAGUUGAUUGUGUUAAUGACGGGAUGAACGCGUUAAAGCGUCGUCAGAUCUAUAUAUUUAAUAUAGAAAUAUACAGACAACUGUUUUGAAAAAA